This is a messenger RNA of Symbiodinium pilosum, 1617 nucleotides long. NCBI's taxonomy places the organism in Eukaryota, Dinophyceae, Suessiales, Symbiodiniaceae. The record is from the annotation of a GenBank genome assembly.
AUGACCACAACUGCCUACAUCUUCUCCUUGGUUGGUUAUGCCAUCGGUAUUGGCAACGUUUGGCGCUUCCCAUAUGUCAUCAGCAAGAAUGGAGGUUCAGCUGCAGUUAUGGCCUACUUGAUUUGUGCAGUUCUGGUGGCAUGGCCCCUCUUUAUUUACGAGAUGAUCCUGGGGCAGUAUUUACGGAAAACUUUUGUGGCAACAUGGACCCACAUCCGUCCUCGAUGGGCUUCAUUUGCAUGCGCUCAAUUCCUGCUCCUUUUCAUUGCGCAGACAUACUUCUCUGUCGUCAUCACAUACACGCUGCCCUACAUCGCGGCCAGUUGCGAGCAUCCGCUGCCAUGGACAGAGUCCUCAUCCACAGAGUUCUGGUCCAACAGCAUUCUGAACAGCUAUCCAGACCUGAACAGUAAGCCUCCAGGCUUGGGGCCCAUCCAGUGGCGCUUGGCCGUCUCCCUCUGCAUCUUUUGGCUCAUCACAUACCUUUCUGUAGCGUUUGGCAAGGGCAUUCUUGCUCAGAUCACCUAUGUGACAGUGAUCAUGCCUGUUGUUCUCAUGGUCAUCCUCGUAGUUGUCACUACGCAACAGGAGGGUGCACUGGAUGGCAUCAGGUACUACAUAGGCAAGUUUGAAGUGUCUCAACUGGCACGACUGGAUGUGUGGGCAACAGCCCUGGGGCAAAUCCUCUUCAGCUUAUCCCCUGGCUUCGGAACGGCGAUCACUUAUUCCAGUUUCGCCAAAACUAACGAAGAUGUCUACCGUGCUGGUUUGAUUGUUGCUUUCUCCAAUUCAGCAUUCUCACUCUUGGGUGGAUUCGCGGUCUUCUCGAUGGUGGGACAUCUGGCUGACGACAAAGGCCUGCCGGUGGAGGACGUGGCGACGAAGAGCGGAACUGGCCUUGCCUUUGUUAUCAUCUCUGAAGCAAUGACGCUCUUUGGAGACUUUCAGAACGUGAUGUCGGUACUUUUCUUCGUCAUGCUCUUUACCCUGGGCUUGGACUCCUCCUAUGCGUGGACAGAAACAAUCGUUAGCUGCGUGGAUGAGUUUCUGGGACAAUAUGGAUACAAGCGACCCAUCUGGCAGACGUCGUUGUUGCUGUGUAUCAUCAUGUUUUCUCUCGGCUUGAUCUUCACGACGCGUAUGGGGAACAACAUCCUGGACGUCAUUGACAUGUUCGUUGGCACAAUCUUUCUUCUUGCCGUCUGUUUUGUGGAGUCCGUUGUCUUAAACCUUGACGUGGGUUGGCAGCGCCUCACCUGUGCGCUGAAGACUGCCACGCUCGGCAACAAGCGGACUCCCAACGGCCGGAAUCUAUUCCCGCAGUGCCUUUGGCGCACUGGCUUGCACGUGACAGUUCCUGCGGCUACGAGCCUGCUGUGCCUCUAUCAGAUCAUCAGUGUGAGCCAAAAGCAGUAUGGAGGAUAUCCGACCAGUCUGGUGGCUUGGGGCUGGAUCUUCUUGGCUGUCUGUGUGGGGGUGACAUGCGUCACCAUCUGGAGGCGCGAUGCAGGCUCACUUCCGAAGGUUGAUGAUGACCUGCGCUUGCAAGGCGUGCUCGAGCCAGAAGAGGAGAAGAACAACCAGGAGCAGAGCCAGAAGAAGUCGACAGAGGUCUAG